Molecule: messenger RNA, 1008 nt
Organism: Zychaea mexicana
Lineage: Eukaryota; Fungi; Mucoromycota; Mucoromycetes; Mucorales; Lichtheimiaceae
Exons: 6
Coding region: 1-1008 (335 amino acids)
Source: RefSeq, a predicted model, not a curated record
AUGAACAGCACUAAACCACUAGAAGAGAACAAUGAAACAGAAGAAGACGAGUAUGUCCUUUGCAUCUGGAAGGCAAUUACUGCUUUGGGCUUCUUUGAUCCUAAAGUCCAAUCGCAAGAAUAUUGGAUUCAGCAAACUCUUCUUGACUUUCUGGAGUUGUAUCGACGCGAAACUAUUGUUGAAGUGAUCGCCAACGGUUCCGAGCAAGACUUUGUUAAUAAUUCUCACUACAUUGCGUCCUCCAUUUCGACAAUAAGCAACCAGGAACCCCAACCAGAGCAGUCAAAUGCUUCCAGCAACAAAUAUUACCGCCCUAAGGGAACCAAAAAGUGGUCCACUUGGAACGCGUUAACUCACUUCCUUUCUCAAAAUAGCACUGACGAAGAGCGAGAAGAAUGGGAAGAUAUUAUCAGACAGUAUAACGAUGGAGAGUUGACAACGACAACUGCUCAACUGGCUGCGAUCUGUGCUCGCAUGAACGAGGAGCACCAGAAAAAGCUUGAAGAGAAGGUCAAGCGCAUGAACCAUAUGAUGGAGCAACCGGCUCCUAUGGAUCUAGAUGUUCGUCAGCAGCUUGGGAGAGCUUUCAGACGCGAGAUCAUGUCGGUUAACCACCGUGCUAGCGUGGCCAUGGGAUGGAAUGUCGGCACGCUCAUGUCUCCCCAGUUUGAGACCGAUUGGAUGCUUACUACACCUAUAGUCUCAUCUAGCCCUCGUUUGACCAGAAAGCCUACCAAAAAGAAAAGCACGGUUAAGGACCUCAUGAUUGAACUCUGUAACAACGAAGUCGACAAAAAUUUGACAAAGUUUCCGUGGAAAAGUUUCAAGAGGGUGUCAAACGGUGGGAUAAUUCGCUACAGAAAUGAAACAUUGGGGUGCGAAUUCACGGGUUUUGAUUGUGGCGAAAAGGCAGAUACUGCUUUGUGCCCGAGUGACAUGCCGUAUAAGAGAUGGUCAGAGCUGUAUGAUGCCCUUAUCAAUGGCCAAAUUAGUUUUGAAAAGCUUUAA